AUGAGGCAUUCUGAACGUCUCACAGAUAAAGAUGAUGGGGUGGUGCGCUCCAUUAGCGAUGUACCUAUCACCGAACAACGAAAACCGUUCAUGGACUCGAAAGGCUCUAAGCUUCAGCAUCCAGGCACGGCCCGUGCGAAUCUCGCCCUAUCGGUAGAAUCCCCCCAAGGCACCAAGGGUUGGAAAGAGCAGCAUUCCCACCAGACCGUUCUACAACAACAUUGCGACUUCUUUGACCGCGAUCACGAUGGCAUUCUUUGGCCACAGGAUACGUUUGUCGGCUUCUACCGUCUCGGUUUUGGUGUCAUCCUAUCCAUCGUCGCUGUUUUCGUCAUCCACGCUAAUUUCUCCUACCCGACGUGCUCUGGAUGGUUACCUGAUCCAUUCUUUCGUUUAUUCCUUGAGAAUGUACACAAAGACAAGCAUGGUAGUGACACUGGGACAUACGAUACUGAAGGACGCUUUUUGCCACAAAAGUUUGAAGACAUAUUUGCCAAAUAUGCCGAUGGAAGGGAUUAUUUGACAAUAUGGGAUGUCAGCAACGUGCUCAAAGGGCAACGGUGCAUUGCGGAUCCAAUUGGUUGGGGUGGUGCAUUCUUUGAAUGGAUUGCUACGUACAUAAUGCUCUGGCCCGAGGACGGCAGAAUGAUGAAAGAGGAUAUCCGUCGCAUAUACGACGGGAGUAUAUUCUAUACGCUUGCUGAGAGACGAGAGAAGAGUUCGUGA
Bipolaris zeicola 26-R-13 is the source of this 726-nucleotide messenger RNA. RefSeq lists its product as uncharacterized. NCBI's taxonomy places the organism in Eukaryota, Fungi, Ascomycota, Dothideomycetes, Pleosporales, Pleosporaceae. Bases 1 to 726 code for a protein of 241 amino acids. The transcript is spliced from 4 exons. Gene Ontology annotation, molecular function: calcium ion binding; monooxygenase activity. The record is from RefSeq and is a predicted model, not a curated record.